AUGAUCCUGCCUGUUUGGAAAACAACACCCAAAGAAUACCUUUGGAAGGAAGUAGGAAUACUCCCCGCUGAGCUUCUCGUCAAAAGUAUACGCUCGCGGGUCUCCCUACGCCUCGCCACUCUCGACAGAAAGCACCCUCUACGACGAAGACUAGACCAUGCCGCUCGACGAGAUAUCUUGAGUAACAACCCGGAUGCUAGCGCCGCCGCAACCUCGAGGCGGGUACGGUUAGUGCAUACUGCACAAGAACAUAAAGACUAUCAAGAAGUCGUACUUAUCCCUCGACGAUACUCGACGAAUAUCCAAGUCCACGACGAACAAAUCGGCAAGGACCAAGCCACAGCAGCCCACCUGCAGUGGCUAAACACAAAGCCAUCGGGGUAUAUUAUCUACUCUGACGGCUCCAAGUUAGAAAAUGGCAGCGCGGGGUAUGGCUUUGUUGUAUACUACAAAGACAGAAUCCUUAAACAGAAAGCACAACAGCUAGGCACACACGAAGUGUUUAAUGCAGAAGUCACAGGAGCCUUCUACAGCCUGAAAGCUAUCUUAAAAGACAACUCCGACAACUUGCCGAUCACAAUCUGUAUAGAUAAUCUUGCUGUUGUUCGAGGUAUUAGCAGCACAGCCCCUACCUCGUCUAAAGACUACUUACUUAAAAUCCAGGCCUUAGGAGACAAAUACCCGGGGCAUAUCACGGUCCGGUGGACACCCAGGCACAAGGAUAUACCUGGAAACGAAAAAGCGGACAAACUAGCAAAGGAGGGCGAAUCUCUCCAAGUCCGCAUGAUAGCCCUAUCCAUCUCGCAGACACAAAGAGAAGUUCGGCAGCUCCCCCGCUAGUAUUUUCUCGACUAGUAGAAUAGUAUAGAGAAAGCUACUUACCAGAGGCAAACACCAAAUAUAAAGGCUAACCUCUAAAAGCUGCCUAAGCUCGAGGUUCCUAGAAAACAACUCUGCUUCCUGCUAGCAGCACGAACAAACCAUGGCGACUUCGCUAUGUACCACGAACAGUUUCACAAUCACAACACGAUACUUGAAUGUCCCUGUGGGCGAGAGAAGACCCUAAAAUAUAUCUUCUACUGCCGUAAGAUCCCUCCUGCCCUUCGAGCUCGGCUGACACCCGAGCCCGAAAAGGCAAUCGCGAGGCAUCUUAGCGAACAGUAUAAGGUGUUUCUUCGUAUCGCCGAGGUAUAUUUCAAUCGUAUCUGCCGCGCCUACUAGUCCUAUAGACAGCCUGCCCCCUUCGCGUCAUCGGAGGACGGAGAGGCAUUCCCUUUGUUUACCCUUUAUUUACUUUUCCUUUGUUUCGGUCCGCAACAACCUUCCCUACCUUAGAUAGAUAAACAUUUUGCUUAGGAAAGACACCCAUCGACAACAGGGUAGACUGGUCCCUAUUAAGAAACCAGAUAGCAACAGAUGAUCAGCCUGCUGAGGCUAGCUGAUGCAUCCUCUGGAUCCCGAGUCGGGUAAGGAGUUAGAUAACAAUGGCCUUCGGGCGUGAAACUGUGGUUGAGGGAGGAGGCAGGACAGGACGCGGCGACCAACGGGGUGGACCCGAAGGCAUUGGCGUCGCGCACACACGUGCGCGGCUGGAACCACCUACGGUGGUUCGUCGGCCUGUAGAACUGCUGUAUUUUAGCCCCUCCUCUACACGUCUUAUGCUACUCUGUAGCGCUAUAUAGACGUUAAUAUACAAAAUCAAUCAAUCAAUCAAUCAAUCAAUCAAUCAAUCAAUCAGCGCGCCCGGGAAAUAAUCGCUGGCAAUAUAUACCAGUCUUCCAUGGCAAUUCUCGAUUCCCUUUGCUCUUUUCGCGUACAUUCCCUCCAUUUCCCCAUGUAUUGACCCAUUGGUGCGUUUGUUUGCAGUGUAGCUGCAUGGAGUAAAUGUUUCGCGCAACAUAUGUACAUUGUAGACCUCGCAACCCAUCUGGUUCUGGGUCUCGUAGAUAUGGCAAGGGUGGCUGCUCUGGAUGUGGCAGCUGAUAUUCUCUUAAUUUUUCCUGCGUCUGAAUUAUAUAUGGUAUAUUGUUGACUCGGUCGGCGAUCUGGCGUCGUUGUUUGGCGUUCCAUUGUAUGGAGUGAAAUCGAUGGAGAUGACUGUAACGAAGUGGCUUGCACUACGUAGGGGUCUGUCCUAUGUAGUAGAACAGUUGCGGUGUAAGUGGACUAAGUCCAAGAGCAGUAGUAACAAAGAUAGGGUUAAGCGGUCGUUAAGGAGUUAUCCUCAAUUAACAAGUAAUUGCU
Messenger RNA from [Torrubiella] hemipterigena, 2244 nucleotides. The record is from the annotation of a GenBank genome assembly. NCBI's taxonomy places the organism in Eukaryota, Fungi, Ascomycota, Sordariomycetes, Hypocreales, Clavicipitaceae.